UUUUUCUUUUUUUGGUUGACAUAAAUCUGAUCUGAUUGUGAGUCAUGAGUAAGUAAAGUGAUUGUGGUUUCCUGGAAACACAUCCUUUUCAUGUAGUAGUAAUUUAUGAUGAAACUUAAUAGUUUGCAGUUCCACCCAACUACUUACAGAUAUAUUUUUAACUAAAAUUAUUUUUAUUAAAAAUCUAUUUUCACAAAAUAUUUUCAAAUGUGGCUUUGUGGUUUUUUGUUUAAAAUCUUUCUAUCUAAUACAUUAGCAUAUAAUUUGGAUAUUACCAAUGCUAUUGUAUUUACUACUCCACAAAGUUUAGAAGGUAGACGAAAUAGUUAUUUUGGAUAUGCUACUGCUCUGUAUACUAGCAGUAAAAAUGUCUCUGCAGUACUUAUUGGUGUACCAAGGGCAAAUAUAAGUGAUCUUCAAUCUGUAUUAGAACCAGGAACUGUUUAUGUGUGUUUACUUGAUAAAAUGUGUAAGGAAUGGAUCAUCGACAAUUCUGAAGAUAAAAUUUAUCAGAAUAGAAAUAAUUCAUGGAUUGGAGGAGUUGUUUUAACAGAAAAUAAUAGGAUAAAUUCUAAUAUUCUGGUUUGUGCUCCACGAUGGAAAUAUAUAAAUAAUAAGAACUGGUAUAUGAAUGGUAUGUGUUAUUGGACUACAGCCACUAGUAUAGAAUCUUUUGAAAAAGAAGCAGAGAAAAUGGCCUUAAUAACAAUUAACGAUAAUCAACUUACUUCAUGGAAUGGCAACUUUUUAUAUAAUUUCGGAAUGGGUCAACUUGGUUUUUCUGCGGAUAUGAGAUAUUUUGUUAAUAAAUCAGACUUGAGUGUUGUUUUGGGUUCACCAGGUAUAUUUAAUUGGAAAGGUUCCACAGUAUUAUUGACAGAAUCAACUUCUGGUUACAGGCAAAUUAUUAUUCCAAAUAAUAAAAAUAUUUAUAUGGAUAUUAAUUAUUUAGGAUAUUCAACAACUUCCGGAUUUUAUUUUAGCAAACAGGAACUUUUGUUUGCAUCAAGUUCACCAAGAAGUAAUAAUAUGAAAGGAUAUGUUAUAAUAUAUUCUUUUCCAAAAUAUUCCGGUAAAACGAUUGAUAUUAGUAAUACAUUAAAUGGUUACCAAUAUGGAGAAUAUUUUGGAGCUUCUUUGGCAUCAUGUGAUUUAAAUAAUGAUGAUAAAGAUGAUUUAAUUGUUGGUGCACCUCUUUGGACUAAAGAUAUGGACGAGGGUCGAGUAUAUGUUUUUAUUGCAUGGGAAAAUAACAAUUUUAUGAAAAAACAAGAAAUUGAUGGCAAUGUAAGUGGAGGAAGAUUUGGCUCUUCUAUAACAUGCUUAGGGGAUAUUGAUUAUGAUGGAUACAAUGAUAUUAUGAUUGGUGCACCAUAUGAAGGAGACAGUGGUGCAAUAUAUUUAUACAACAGUAAUAAAAAUGGAAUUCUGAAAUGUAGUCAAAAGAUACUUGGUUCUGAAUUUUCACCAAAUAUUUGUGGAUUUGGUAUAUCAAUAUCAAAACCUUUGGAUAUAAAUAAUGACAAAUACCUUGAUAUUGCAAUAGGAGCUUAUUUAUCUGAACAAGUUGUUCUGUUACCAUCCAUACCUGUUGUUUCAAUAACAAUAGAUCUUGUGUAUUCUGGAAAAAAAUUGUCUAGGGAUUCGAAAUUUUUCUUUAUUUAUAUAUGUACUAUUUAUGAUGGUGUAUAUGCUCCUAAAAACUUAAAUAUCAUUCGUAAUUUAGAAAUAGAUCCAUUAUAUGGAAGAGCAAUGUAUUUGAAAAAUAAUACAAGUAAUUUUACUUGUAUUUUACCAACUGUAUUAAAAAUAUCCGAACGUCAAUGUGAUUUGUUCAAAAUUCACCUUAAGGACAACAUACAAAAUGUGAUUGAUCCAAUUACAUUAUCUGUAGAUUUUAAUAAUACCAUGCAAGAAAGUAACAAAUCAAGUAACAUUUUUCAUAAAUCAUCUGUAAUUAUAAACAAACUGAAUUCAAAACUUAAAGAUGUAAUUCAGUUACCAUUUUUAUUAGAAUGUGGUACUGAUGAUAUUUGUAACUCAGAUUUACGGAUAUCUCUUCGAACUAAUUUAACAUCCAAUAAUACAUACAUUAUUGGAUCAUCCUCGAAUCUGAAACUUAUAGUUGAUGUUCAUAAUAAUGGUGAACCUGCUUAUCAGACACAAGUACACAUUUUUAUUCCAAAUCCCUUGUCAUUAGAGAGUAUACCACCAGCAUGCAUGGAAUCAUCUUGGACAAAUAAGUAUAAUUUGCAAGUAAUAUGUGAUCUUGGAAAUCCUCUUACCAAUGCAACCAAUGAAACAAUGAUAUUAGAAUUAGAUACAAGUAAGAUUCGUUUUGAUGUUAAGAGUUUGGAAUUAUAUGCAAACGUUACUACUCAGAGUGAAGAAAUAAAUCAAUUAGAUAAGAACUAUACUAUGACAAUUUAUUUUGAUAUUGAUGUUGAUAUAGCUAUAGCAGGAAAAGCACAAGACAAUGUAUAUUCGUACUCUCGGAAAGAUGAAAAAAAUUCACAAAAUAUUAAAUUUAAACAUAUUUAUGAAGUACAAAAGUUUGGAAGAAGUCCAAUUAAUGAAGCUAUCUUAAUGGUAGAAAUUCCAACAUAUUGGAAAAACAAAGAUUAUGAUAUAGAGUUGAUUAAUAUAAAUCAUACAAUUGCUCAUAUGGAUGGUAAUAUUCUUAAAUUAAAAAUCAAUGAUUUGGAUCAUUGUAAAAAUUGUCAAACUUUCAAGAGGGAAACCAUUAAUGAAUUCAUUGAUGAAUUUGAUAUGAAUAAUAAAUCAGUUAAUAUUUAUACAAGAAAUGAAACAAAGAUCAAAUAUGAAGAAAAUUUUACUAACACGGAAAAAUUGGUAAUAAAUACACCCGUUGAAAACAGAAUACUGUUCAUUAAUUGUAGUAAUCCAAUGAUUGUGUGUAAACAAAUUGAAUGUAAAUUAAAUCCUUUUACAAGUUCUUUAUCUGUCGCCCAACUUAUAAUUACAUUAGAUUUUAAAUUAUUAAAUAUUCCAUCAUUCAUGUUAGAAAACAAAAAUAUUAUAUUAUUUGCAUCUAAAGGCACUGUAAAUAUCACACAACCAUCCAAUGUUAUUCAAGGAAGCACAAAUAAACCUGAUACUACCAUGAUAAUUACAAAAUUCCAGGGAUCUCCAAUAAACGAACGUGUUGCCGUUUGGAUAUUAGCUUUAUCAAUAUUUCUUGGAAUUAUACUUUUAAUAUUAAUUAUUCUAGGUCUCAUUAAAUUGGGUUUCUUUCAUAGAAAAAGAAAAGAACAACUAGAGGCUUUGAAAGCUAUAUCAAAUGAAAACAAUUCUAAGAUUCUAGAAAUAAUUUCGUCCGAAGUUCUUGAUCAAGAAUAAGUAAAUAAAAAGUAUAUAUUAUGAAGUAUUUUUCAUUUCUUUUAAUUUAUUUUUUAAAACAAGUACAAUAAAUAGUAACGUAUAUAACAUUUUAAAUAAUUGUAUAAAAUGUAAGAUAAAAUAUAUUACUUUCAAAAACAUGAAUUCUUUAUAAAAAUGAGUUAUAAAAAUAGCAACAUAUUUGAUAAAUUCAUUUGUGCUGUUGA
This is a messenger RNA of Vespa mandarinia (Asian giant hornet), 3566 nucleotides long. Its product is annotated as integrin alpha-8. Gene Ontology annotation, cellular component: external side of plasma membrane; integrin complex. Gene Ontology annotation, biological process: cell-cell adhesion; cell-matrix adhesion; cell adhesion mediated by integrin. The record is from RefSeq and is a predicted model, not a curated record. Gene Ontology annotation, molecular function: integrin binding. Lineage: Eukaryota; Metazoa; Arthropoda; Insecta; Hymenoptera; Vespidae.